Pseudophryne corroboree (corroboree frog) is the source of this 533-nucleotide messenger RNA. RefSeq names its product fatty acid-binding protein, liver-like. The transcript has 4 exons. Lineage: Eukaryota; Metazoa; Chordata; Amphibia; Anura; Myobatrachidae. The record is from RefSeq and is a predicted model, not a curated record. Gene Ontology annotation, molecular function: fatty acid binding. Gene Ontology annotation, biological process: fatty acid transport. Gene Ontology annotation, cellular component: cytosol; nucleus. The coding region runs from base 82 to 462 and encodes 126 amino acids.
AUAAGAUGCCUUAGUGUAAGUACUGUCUAUCACUCCUGUCACUUUCUACUUACUGUGUCCUGCCCAACAUCAGUAAUCACCAUGGCCUUCACUGGAAACUGGCAUGUCUAUUCUCAGGAGAACUAUGAGAAUUUCCUGAGGGCUGUGGGUUUGCCAGAGGACAUAAUCAAAAUCGCAAAAGAUGUUAACCCUGUUAUUGAAAUCCAGCAAAAUGGAAAUGACUUUGUUGUUACAUCAAAAACCCCCAAACACUCUCAAAGUAAUUCCUUUACAGCAGGAAAGGAGUCAGAAAUCACUGGGUUCGGCGGGAAGAAGAUUAAGGUCACUGUUAAUGUAGAAGGUGGAAAACUUAUCUGCAAGAGUGACAAGUUCACUCACAUUCAGGAAGUCACUGGAGAUGAGAUGGUGGAGACAAUCACUGCUGGCUCAGCAACACUGAUCAGGAAAAGCAAAAGAGCAUAAAACUUCAAAUAGCCUUUUUUUACUACUGAACUAAGAAUAUGGAUUGUCUAAUAAAGUAACAUUUGAACUUA